Molecule: messenger RNA, 546 nt
Organism: Peronospora belbahrii
Lineage: Eukaryota; Oomycota; Peronosporomycetes; Peronosporales; Peronosporaceae
Source: the annotation of a GenBank genome assembly
AUGCAGAAUAAAACAGCACGAGUGGCUAAUAAUAUUUUCUUGGGCAAAUCGAUUGGUCGAGCGUCUCGCUGGUCUCUCCAUCAGUCUCCGCCAUCCCCAUUAUUUCCAUCAAAGAAGCGGAAAAAGAUGUCAAGCGAUACUCUCACGUGGCUACUGACGAAGAACACGUCGUGUUUUCUUGUGAAACGCAAUGGCAAUGAGUUUGCACGUGAGAAGUUUAAUCUACUGAACCGUAACUGCCGCAAAUACUCAGGCCUAGCGUCUGUCAAGGCUGUGGAUAUAUCAAUGUCUGACAAGAAGGUGACACUUACUACCAAGAUUCAGAAGGCUGUUAAAAAGCCUACCAAGGCUGAGAAUGCUGUGCCUCUUCGCAAGGGUGCUCGCGGUGGUGCUAACACGAUUCGUGCGAAUAUCUCUCGUAACUACUACCGUCGUGACCUAAAGAAGGCUGCUUUGGCCAAGUGGUCGCGUCUGUCUACUGUUGCGAAGGUCGAGAAGGGUGUACUCCAAAAGAAAGCCAUUCGUAGCCGUCGCAUUAAGGCAUAA